Hemiscyllium ocellatum (epaulette shark) is the source of this 1465-nucleotide messenger RNA. Its product is annotated as sodium/calcium exchanger 3-like. Gene Ontology annotation, cellular component: axon; postsynapse; sarcolemma. The record is from RefSeq and is a predicted model, not a curated record. Bases 16 to 909 code for a protein of 297 amino acids. Gene Ontology annotation, biological process: sodium ion transmembrane transport; calcium ion import across plasma membrane. Gene Ontology annotation, molecular function: calcium:sodium antiporter activity. The transcript is spliced from 5 exons. NCBI's taxonomy places the organism in Eukaryota, Metazoa, Chordata, Chondrichthyes, Orectolobiformes, Hemiscylliidae.
GGUGAACCGAAAUGGAUGAAACGAGGAAUAUCAGAGGACUCUGGUCGGAAGCUGUCAAUUGAAGAAGAGGAGGCAAAACGGAUUGCAGAAAUGGGAAAACCCAUUCUGGGGGAGCAUCCAAAAUUGGAGGUCAUCAUUGAAGAAUCCUAUGAAUUCAAGAGCACAGUGGACAAGCUAAUAAAGAAAACGAACCUAGCACUCGUGGUAGGAACACAUUCCUGGCGGGAUCAGUUCAUGGAGGCCAUCACAGUCAGUGCUGGUGAUGAAGAGGAUGAAGACACAGGAGAGGAGAGACUGCCCUCGUGUUUUGACUAUGUGAUGCAUUUUCUGACCGUCUUUUGGAAGGUGCUGUUUGCCUGUGUACCUCCUACUGAAUACUGGAAUGGAUGGGCCUGCUUUGUCACGUCCAUUCUCAUCAUUGGCCUCCUAACAGCCAUCAUUGGUGAUCUGGCCUCUCAUUUUGGCUGCACCAUUGGCCUGAAGGAUUCUGUUACAGCUGUGGUAUUUGUAGCUCUCGGCACUUCAGUACCAGACACCUUCGCCAGCAAAGUAGCAGCCACCCAGGAUCACUAUGCCGACGCCUCCAUUGGGAACGUCACCGGCAGCAACGCAGUCAAUGUAUUCCUGGGCAUUGGAUUGGCAUGGUCCGUGGCUGCCAUCUACUGGGCUUCCCAGGGCAAGGCAUUCCGAGUCGAUGCCGGCACCCUGGCUUUCUCUGUCACCCUCUUCACCAUCUUUGCUUUCGUCAGCAUCAGCAUUCUGUUGUACAGGCGGCGGCCGCACAUCGGGGGAGAGCUGGGCGGUCCGUGGGGACCCCGAGUCAUCACCGCCAUGUUGUUUGGGGGAUUGUGGUUACUGUACAUUCUGUUUUCUUCGUUGGAGGCUUACUGCUACAUCAAGGGGUUCUAAAGCAACAGAAGGCCUCCGCUACGCCCCAAAGAGACACAUACCCCCUUGAAUCUCUUCAAACACAAUGCAAUACUCGCCAACAAUAUUCCACUCUUUAAGGGAAAACAGAAUUACUGGAGAUGGUCCCAUUGAAGAGGGCAGUGUACGUCCUACAAAUAAAAUGAAAAGAACAGAAGGCAUUUUGUCAAGGACUGUUCUGUAUCUUCAUCAAGCACUCCUGAGCUUUCUUGCCUUACAGAAGGGUUUUUAUUAAACUACAAAGGGGGGAGGGUGGGAAGGAGGUAUUUGGAUGCUGUUGGGACGGAGUUGGAUGAAGGUUUGCCUAAUCAAAGAGCCAGUUAUAAGCAGAACACAUACAGUGGUGAGGACUGCCCUUCUUCAGUGGAAAAGCCUGUUGCGUGUCAUCCAAAGUAAUUAUUAUGUCCAGUCCUUGCUGCUGAGAGCUAAUCCAUCCAGACAGAGAGAUAAAAAAACAUCAUGUUUCACAGAAGGAACUGGGCAAUGGUGCUUAGGUACAGCACGACUGGCAGUUUGAAAACAAAACAUGCCUGUUGCA